This is a messenger RNA of Pelodiscus sinensis (Chinese soft-shelled turtle), 3468 nucleotides long. NCBI's taxonomy places the organism in Eukaryota, Metazoa, Chordata, Testudines, Trionychidae. The record is from RefSeq and is a predicted model, not a curated record.
UGCUAUAUGACUAAAUGGAUGAAAAGUACUUUAUAAAAUCAUAGUAAUAGUAGUACCUGUAUUAGUAUUUGUUGCUAAUGUGAGGAGGGAUUGCUCAUGUGACUAAGAUUUACAGGUUGAACUCCAUCUGUAAUUUGAACAGAUUACAGGUGCCUAAACAAAUUAUACAUUUUUUUUGUCUUUAUAGCGCUAACAAAUAAACAGUUGAAGGUCCAGAAGUUAAAAUGAAUACUCUAGAUGCUGACAUGCUUUGUUGCUGGAAGUGUAGAAAAUAUAUAGCAAAUUCUGAUUGUCUCAUAAAAUAUCAUGGAAAUCAACUAUUUGAAAAAUCACAUUAUUCAGCUGUUUCUCAGUAUACUUGCAACGUAUGGCACAUGAACUUGGAAGCUCUUCCAGACUGGGUGAAAUGUGCAAUAGAAAAGGCAGAGUGGAUGAUUGGAAAAUUGAACUGUCCAUUCUGUGGAGCCAGUUUAGGAGGCUUUAACUUUGUCAGCAAUACAAAAUGUUCUUGUGGCCUGUUUGCAAAUAUACAUCUCUGCAAGAGUCGGAUUGAUUAUCAGCCAGCUUGUUCAGUUAAACUAGCGAGAUCUUCAGUAAAACACAUGUCAUUUUGCAAAGUUCAAUCUGGUUUUAACAACAAAAUACAACACCGAAUGACAGGUGGAAUUUUGGAACCCAGAAAUCAACGGGUUUCAUACAUGGCCGAAAAUAUGAAUGGUACUGGAAGAUUAACAGAAGCACUUUGCCUGGAGGCGAGAUCAGCCAGCUUUCAGAUGAAUAGUAAAAAAAUGCACUUCAAAAUGUAUAGUAAAACAAAAAGUCAUUCAGCUUCAUGGCCCAUGAAUGAUAAAUGCACUAUAAAAACUUGUCAUAGAAAAGCACAUAGUUUGGAUUUGAAUAUCAGAGAGAAAUUUGUCUUGUCUAGUUUAUAUGGAGUUAACAGUAAAGGGCCUAUUUAUCACAGGCAAAAUGAAAUACAACCUAUUUACACAAGAGGUAGCUUGCAAUUAGAGUCCAAUAGAAAUAAUUGCUUUCAGGGCCUGUAUAAUUCUGAUACUGAUGAGCUAACAGCAAAGUUUUCAGUUACUUCCUGCAAUACAUUAACACAUAGAGAGACAGAAGGUGACUGCAGUUUUGAAGCUUCUGAACAAUGUGCUGGGAGUGCCCCUGCUGACCAACCGCCUUUUGUGAUGGACCUCUUUUCAUCUGUGAGUAUUGUAGGAGAGGAUAUUGGACAGCAACACUUCACAUCUGUUGAUCUUCUGCAGCCUACUCAUUUUUCCAUGGCUGCUGUCAAUCAAAAUCUAAGCAAAAGAGAGAGAAACAAGUUGAAGAAUUUGAGGAAAAAACAAAGAAAGCAGGAAAGAUGGCUACAGCAAAAGAUGCUGAAUGAUAACCUGGAUACAGAUGAUGAGCAUGAACAAGGAGGAGAUAAAGAAAGCUAUCUCUGUGCAGUGUGUUUGGAUGUUUAUUUCAAUCCAUAUAUGUGCUAUCCAUGCCACCACAUCUUUUGUGAACCUUGCCUCAGGAUGCUUGCCAAAGACAGCCCAACCAAUACUCCAUGUCCACUGUGCCGUACUAUAAUUGCCAGAGUCUUUUUCCAAAAAGAACUGAACGACUCCACAAAAUCUUUCUUCCCAACAGAAUAUUUAAAAUUAAAAGAAAUCUUUCAAAAAUCAAGUUCUGCAAAAUGGCCCCUGCCCAGCUGCAAGAAACCAUUCAGAGUCUAUGAAGCAGGUUUCCCAAGGCAUACAGAUCCUGUAACAAGAAGGCACUUCCCACAUGCUGCUCACAGGAUGGAUUAUAUGGAUUUUGAGGAUGACAGUCGUGGAUGGUGGUUUGACAUGGACAUGGUGAUAAUCUACAUUUAUUCUGUCAACUGGGUAAUAGGGUUCAUUGUUUUCUGUUUUCUUUGUUAUUUGUUCUUUCCUUUCUAGGGGACGGCGCUGUUUUGAUAAAACUGGAGACUCGUGCACACAAAGGGAUUGUGAAUAGAAAUGGUUUCAAGUCAUUAAUGCAGAUUUUUCUUUCUAUGGUUGGAAGCUCUUAUCAUUCAGAAUUGCAUUAGGCUACACCAAACAUGUCAUGGGGCUAAAGACCAUGCUUUGGAUAUAGGCAUCAAAGGACUUGAGCUUUGCUGAAAACAUAAGGUGAAAUUCUGGCCACAUUGAAAUCAGUGGGAGUUUUACCAUUGAUUUCAGUGGGACCAGCAUAAUGUGUAAAAUUGUCCAUAUGUGGAAAUGAAGCAUCAAGAUUUGUUUGGAGGAGUUUCUGCUCUGAGGGCUGUAGCAUGGUCUGGUAGACCUGCAUUCAGUUUUGGGGCUCUAUACUGAUAUAUUGUGCAACCUUAAGCAAGUCACAUCAUCCACUAGUGCCUCAAUUUUCUCAUGUGUUAAAAGGCGGCGAUGGAGAGGAAACCCUCCUCUCAAAGUGUGAGUCUCAAAGUUAAUGAUUAGCACUUUUCAUGUGUAAGGAUCCCAUAGCUCUUUAAGGUGUAUACGUAGAGACUGGUCACUCAGUAUUGAAAUGUUCCUACCUUUGAGGUGGAAUACAACAAUCAUUUAAUGCUACCCAUGCUACAAAACACUUUUUAAAGUAAAAGCAAUGACAGAGCUCCCACUGAUGCUACUGAAGGGACUUCAGAUUCCAUGAGUGGUGGAUCAAGUUAGGGCUGGGGGAAGCAAGCUCCCUCCCCCAAUCUCACUUCCAACCCCACCCCUUCUGUCCAGGUCCCUUCCCCCAGCACCACAGGGAGGUGAGGCAGUGUGCAGCCUCAGCCCUCCCUUAGCACCAUGAGGAGGGAGGAUUGUGUGUGAUCCCAGCCUCCCCAGGAGGGAGGAAGGCUCGCAGCCCUGGAACAUGGGGAAGGGAGGAGAGUGCAAAGCCCCAGCCUCCCCAGGCCCGGAGCACUGGGGAAGGAGGGCAGUGCACGGCCCUACGCCUCCCAACCCAGAGUACAGAGAGAGCUAGGGUUGCCAGGUGUCCGGUAUUGACUCUGACAGUCCAAUAUUUUUGCCUCCUGUCUGGUAAAAAAAAAAUUCAGAAAAUACCGGACACCUAAAAUGUCCGGUAUUUUCUGAUUUUUUUCCCCGGCCAGGAGGCAAAAAUACCAGACACCUGGCAACCGUACAAACACUCAGCGCCCAGCAUCCCCCUCCGGCCCCUAACACUCCCUGCUCCCAGCCCCCAUGGUUACUUGGUUCCGCAGGGAAGCUAAAUUCUAAGAAUACAAAAUGGUUGCUGGCAAAAAGACCAAGGGAAAUCACCCCCCAUGGGUCUUAGUGCUCAACCCCCCUGUUCCUAUUCCUAUUCUGACUGCACUCACUGUGAAAGGGGCCAUGCUGUUGUUGUUUUGUUGUUGUUGUUGUUUUGUUUUUGCUUAAUAAGUCUUGGAGUCCUUUUUUUUGCUCAGCAACUUUGGUCUUCCCCCCCUUUUUUUCUUCAACAGAAUUUUUCCCCGGUGGGUUU